This is a messenger RNA of Symbiodinium necroappetens, 694 nucleotides long. NCBI's taxonomy places the organism in Eukaryota, Dinophyceae, Suessiales, Symbiodiniaceae. The record is from the annotation of a GenBank genome assembly.
GUCUUUGGAGGCACCGAACAUCGAGUGUUUAUCCACAGACGUCGCAGCCGAGCAACUCGACAAUGCCGAGGCGAAGGGCGUCGAGUUGCUUUGGAUGAAUGGGGGGCCCGUGAAGCCACGCCACGUCCACGCCAUGGCUUUACUGGAGAGACUGCCGUCUCCUGCCUGUGACUCCGAAGACGGUGUCCAUAUCCUUUUCGAAGGCGAAGGCGGCACUUGGGUGGCACAUGGAGAUCUUGAGGGAGUCUUAUCACUCGCCUGCGAGGAUGCCGCACUCUCGGGCAAGGCCUAUAAGCGCCGCCCACCUGCGGAGGGUGCCGUGAUCUUUGCUUGGGCGGGCUACGCGCAAUGGAGUCGAACGCAACUCCUCGGCGAGAUGGCCCGCGGCAGCUGGGGCUGGGCACCGGGCGGAGUUGCUGACGUGAGAAAUGCGAUCGCUGCUCAGCUCGGCGGACCAUCGCUUUGGGACGCGCUCCGUGAAUCUCAGCGUUUGAGCUGGGCUCCGGCCAAUGAGCUGUCGAGAGAUUUCGAAAAGCGUUUUCCCAGCAGCCCACAACCAGCAGCGCAUGAUCCACAGGCGCAGGCUCUCUCCGUUCUCGUGAAUCAGUUCGAGACAUUGAGGAGGGAUACUGCUGCCUCCAGCGAUGCUGAGGCCGCGCCGCCACGCCGACCGCGGGGCUGUGAGCAGCAGUGA